Messenger RNA from Misgurnus anguillicaudatus (oriental weatherfish), 657 nucleotides. Lineage: Eukaryota; Metazoa; Chordata; Actinopteri; Cypriniformes; Cobitidae. The record is from RefSeq and is a predicted model, not a curated record.
AUGGCGACUGCCGGUGUGCCUCUUCCUGCAUUGUUCCUGCCGUGCAGUGGACAAUCCACUAUCCCGUUCGAUAUGUGGAUGAAGAUGUUCGAGAAUUACCUGCUCGCUAUUCACGCGGAGGGGAAUGACUGGCCCGAUACGAGGAAGCGUGAAAUUCUCCUACACUACUUGGGCACAGAAGGCCAACGUGUAUUUUAUACACUCACGAACAGGGCGGAGCCGCGGGCGGAGGCUGGAGCCAGGGCGGAGCCGCGGGCGGAGGCUGGAGCCAGGGCGGAGCCGCGGGCGGAGGCUGGAGCCAGGGCGGAGCCGCGGGCGGAGGCUGGAGCCAGGGCGGAGCCGCGGGCGGAGGCUGGGACCAAGGAGGAGCCGCGGGCGGAGACAGGGACCAAGGAGGAGCCGCAGGCGGAGACAGGGACCAAGGAGGAGCCGCAGGCGGAGACAGGGACCAAGGAGGAGCCGCAGGCGGAGACAGGGACCAAGGAGGAGCCGCAGGCGGAGACAGGGACCAAGGAGGAGCCGCAGGCGGAGACAGGGACCAAGGAGGAGCCGGCAGAACUGGCAACCAGGGCGGAGCCGGCAGAGCGGGAACCCAGGGCGGAGCCGGCAGGGCGGGAACCCAGGGCGGAGCCGGCAGGGCGGGAACCCAGGGCGGAG